AUGUACGAAACAAUUCGACCAAAAGUAGUACAUACAGCUGUUAAAUAUCUUGUUGAACAAGAACUUUAUAAAGAUGAAGGGAUUGUUAUAUCUAAUGAUUGGCUAAAUCAGCACUUCAGUGAAAGAGAAAAUUUUAUUGUUAAUGAUGAAGAUAAAAAAAUUAAUGAGAAUGAAAACACAAAAGGUUCUGACGGUGAUGAUAACUGGAAUGAGUGCGACGACGAGCCAAUCAAUCCAGGAGCUACUGAAACAUUAUUAAAUGAUGAAAUUGCUGAUCAAAAUGAUACCAGUAUUAAAUUUGCUCCAGCCAAGAAUAACAGACCGAUAUCUAUUUUGAUGGGCUUGAAAGUUGACGAGUUGACAUUUCCGAAAAUUUAUUGUGGAAAACAACGAAAAAUUAAAGAGAAUACUAAAUUAACUUAUGCUAAAAUUGCUAAAAAGUUUUGUGACGCUAUUUCAAUAAAUUUAAGAAAAACAAAAAGUACGAACAAUGUAACAGUUGCACAAAUGCUCAAUCGAGAUUAUGUGAAUGGUCUAAGACACAAUAAUGAUGCUUUUGCAUUCUUGAGAUGUGAUCGAUCUUCACCAGCAUUCUGGAAACUAAAAAAAAGAAGUUAUGGCAAUGAUUAG
Messenger RNA from Rotaria sp. Silwood1, 630 nucleotides. The record is from the annotation of a GenBank genome assembly. Lineage: Eukaryota; Metazoa; Rotifera; Eurotatoria; Philodinida; Philodinidae.